AACAUGUUGGGAAAAACAACAGCAGACUCUUUCUUUCUCCUUCCUCGGGUUCCAUCACGCAGCAGCAGCAGCAGAGUGUGUUAUAGCUGAAUGUUAACUGUACCUCCCUUCUCAUUCUUCAUCUCCAUAGAGCACGAUGCAUAGCUUCAACCUCACAAGUUCUUCCAAUCGAUUCAACAAGCAAUAGCCACAGAAGAAGGUGCGGUUUUCUCUGUAAUAUCUCAAUCCCUUCCACCUAAUUUUCUAUUCAUUUGUUGGUUUUCUGUGUAUAACAAUGACUUCCCAGAAGACCCUUUUGAGAAUUGUCAACAAUGGUGUGUCCUUUCCUUCAAAGCAGAACCAACAACAACAACUUGAACUUGCCCAGAAGAUAACCCACAGCCUCAUCAAUUCAACUGGUCCCAACUAUUUCAAACCCUUGCACUCCAUGAUCUCCUGCAUCACCCCCCAUGUUACUCACCGUGUUCUCUCAGACCCCAAUCUCCCACCUCGUUCUUGUUUAGCCUUUUUCAACUUCCUGGGAACCCAACAUCCCCAUACUGCACUCAAGCCUGACCUUAAGGCCCAUGUGAUUCUCCUUUCCAGGCUUUUUGAUGCCCGAAAAUUCGCCGCCAUGAAGAGCAUUUUGAAUUCUGUUGUUGCUAGUGGGGAGAUUCAAUGUCCUGUUUCUGGUAUUGUUUCAUUGGUUGAUGAAUGUGAGCCCCAUUUUGCUGAGAAGCUGUGUGAUAUGUUGUUCAGGGUCUGUUCUGAUAAUAGGUUGUUUGAAGAGGCUUUUAGGGUCUAUGAUUAUGUGGAAGGGAAGGGGUUGGUGAUAGAGGAGAGGUCUUGCUUUGUGCUUUUGCUUGCUUUGAAGAAAUGUGGGGAGGUAGACUUGUGUCUUAGGUUUUUCCGCCAGAUGGUCGAGUCGGGUAGCAUUGAAAUCAGGGUUCAGUCUUUGACACUUGUGAUUGAUGGGUUGUGUAAGAGAGGAGAGAUUGGGAAAGCUAAGGAGUUGAUGGAUGAGAUGGCGGGUAAAGGCGUUGUGAAACCAACCGUGUUUACUUACAAUACAUUGUUAAAUGCAUAUGUUGCAAGAAAGGAUCAACGUGGAGUUGAUGAGAUACGAAGACUGAUGGAGAAGGAGCAAAUUGUUCCUAGUUUGGCUACAUAUAGUAUUUUGAUACAAUGGUAUGCGAGUUUAGGUGAUAUCGGGAAAGCUGAGAAGAUAUUUGUGGAAAUGCAUGAGAGAAAUAUAGAAAUGGAUGUUUACGUCUAUACAUCAAUGAUAAGUUGGAAUUGUAGGUUAGGAAAUAUUAAAAGGGCUUCUGCUUUAUUUGAUGAGAUGACUCAGAGAGACAUAGUUCCUAAUGCUCAUACUUAUGGGGCCUUGAUUUGUGGGAUGUGCAAAGCAGGUCAAAUGGAGGCUGCGGAAGUCUUGUUAAAAGAGAUGCAAAUUAAUGGAGUUGACCUAAAUUUAGUAAUAUUUAACACCAUGAUGGACGGUUAUUGCAAAAGAGGAAUGAUAGAUGAAGCUUUGAGACUGCAAGAUAUCAUGGAAAGGAAAGGAUUUGAAGCGGAUGUAUUUACAUACAACAUUCUUGCUAGUGGGCUCUGUGAUUUGCAUAGGUAUGAGGAAGCCAAGAGGACAUUGAAUACAAUGAUAGAGAAGGGUUUGGCUCCAAAUGUUGUGUCUUUCACUAUAUUUAUUGAGAUAUGUUGUAAAGAAGGAAACCUUGCAGAAGCUGAGAGGUUCUUUAGGGACAUGGAGAAGAGGGGAGAUGUGCCUAAUAUUAUUACAUAUAAUACUCUAAUAGAUGCAUAUAGCAAGAACGAAAAAGUUAAGCAAGCUCGUAUGUUAAAAUCUGAAAUGGUAGCGACGGGAUUACAGCCAGAUGUAUAUACAUACACAUCACUAAUACUAGGGGAAUGUAUUGUUGGCAGGGUAGAUGAGGCAUUGAAAGUUUUCGAUGAAAUGUUGUUAAAGGGCAUAACUGGAAAUGUUGCGACAUAUACGGCGAUUAUUUCAGGUUUAUCCAAGGAGGGGAGAUCUGAUGAAGCAUUUAAAUUUUAUGAUGAGAUGAUGACAAUGGGCCUAAUACCUGAUGAUAGAGUUUUCGCCGCACUUGUUGGCAGCCUUCAUAAACCCAGCUCUGAUGGGGAACAAAAGUAGACACCUUUGAUGCCUCAAGCCUGGUCAAAUAUUGGUCGGUCAAAUUCACACAUGAAGGCAGCUGCAUACAAUGGUGGCUAAGGUUUUGAGAUGAUGAUGAUUUUUUCCUUAAAGCUCAAGCAAGAAGACAGUUGUAUGGAGAAAAUCCAUCUUCUACAUUACGAAAGGAGAGCUUGGUAAAUGGGAUACUUUCCAAAUAUUCUGGUAUGCUGAAAGUUAAAGAUAGCUGGCGAAUUGUUCGCAGAGAUAUUUAUUUCCUGGUACUUGUUGUAAACAUUCUUAACCAAUCAAUCAAGUUGUAGUGCUUGUUCCAAACUGUAAACUUUUUUACCAAAAUAUCCUUACUUGAUAUUUCCAUAUUUUUUUAAUCUUACAAUGUAUAUUGAUCUCACAGAAGAAAGGAUCGAUGACAGAGAACGAUAAUUCUCAUUCUGAUUAAGUUGAGUAUAUUAAUUGCUUAUA
Messenger RNA from Lotus japonicus, 2611 nucleotides. Its product is annotated as pentatricopeptide repeat-containing protein At2g32630. Gene Ontology annotation, molecular function: protein binding. Lineage: Eukaryota; Viridiplantae; Streptophyta; Magnoliopsida; Fabales; Fabaceae. The record is from RefSeq and is a predicted model, not a curated record. The transcript is spliced from 2 exons. Bases 275 to 2149 code for a protein of 624 amino acids.